AUGGGUCUCGCUUGCCAAAUCACCCUCGCCAUCCUUGCGCGCCGCCGGAGGUACACGACCUCGAGCAUCGUCAGAGAUGCCAUCUUGGCCGCCUACUUUCUCUCUUCUUACACAGCGACCAUUGCUCUCAGCAAGCUUAUCACCCUCCAGACCAACAAUCCCGAUCAACCGGGCUACAUUGCCGAGCUCAAGGGGUUGUUGGCGCCCUUGCUCUUGAUGCACCUUGGGUACCCUGACUCAAUAACUGCAUACUCGGUUAACGACAGGAUGCUCGGCAUCCGGGAGAUACCGAAUAUUUUGGUCAUGGUCGGUUUUGUCGUCUGGAUCCUCAUUCGCUGCUGGAACAGCUCAUCUCACGUCAUGUUUCUGUACUUUCCCUUGUUCACCGCUGGGAUCAUUCGAUCUGCAGGGAUGGUUUGGGCCCUCAAGUCCGUCUACACGGGGAGGUUGAGCAUGUCAAUCGAGGAUUUCUUCGAACAGGAAAAUGUCAGUAAGUUCUUUGACAGGCUUGACUGGGCCAGAUGCUCGAUGACGCGAAAGAUCAUCUUGAAGGCGUACUAUCGGUUUGAUUGCUUGAAGCCCCACUUCGUAAACUGGUUCUACCAACCGGAAUUGCUAUCUAAAUCUCAGUUAAUCGUAGAUCGCAAUUUAGCCUUUAUCACAGCUGAGGUUGAACUUGGAUUUAUGUAUGAUGUACUUUACACCAACCAACCAAUUCUCUAUAACCCGCUCAGUCUCAUCAGCCGCUUCACUAGUUUUUUCUGUCUAGUCUCAUCCUUGUGUGGAUUUGCCAUUAUUUUCAAGAGUGCCUUCCUGAUAGACAAGUACAUCACCUUCACUUACGCCUUGCUGAUGGGAGUCACCGCCCUAGAAGGUUACCAAAUUGUUCUGCAACCUUUUUCGUCAUGGGCCAUUGUGGCAAUGAGCCGUCACCAAAGAAACAGCCUAUUGUUGACAAGGCUAUUGAACUUCUUAGCUGAAAAGAAUAUUAAGCAGAAGAGGUGGUCGAACUCAGUUGGGCAACUCAACUUGUUUGAUCAUCGCCUGUACGAUGAGUGGCCAUGGUCCAUUGGCAUAAUCCUCAAACCCCUGGGCAAGAAAGCAGAGACCUGGAGAAGGAAUAGGAUUCAGUUUCGCCAGAAAAUCCCCGGCUCUCUCAAGGAAUUGCUGGUGGAGAAUAUUGAAAAGUUCAACGAGAUCAGAUGCCAAAAGCCCUUCACUGAACACGGCAACUGGACGCUUGAAGCUCACAGACUCAGUGGAGAUGUGGAUUGGACGUUGGAAGACCUUAAAGUGUUGGAAGGAAGCAUCUCCACAACAUUUGACAAAAGCAUCAUCAUUUGGCACAUGGCAACGAACAUCUGCCUCCUUUCAGAGCCCGAUAAUUCUCCGAACUGUAAAGGAAGUGAACUGCUGUCCAAUUACAUGAUACACCUCCUAGCACUGCGACCCUACAUGCUGUCCCCACUGACUGCUUACAGCGCAUUGGAGCAUGCUUGCACCAUAUUGAAGCCAUUUCUCAGGCACAGAGACCGCAAUGAGGCCUUGAGGACAUUGUCGUCAGAAGAGGACGUGCUCGAACCCUCCCUGGAUCAGAUGGGAACCAUAACAACCAGGGAAUUUCAUUUGCUGGGGGUCGUGCGGAAAUUGGCUGCGACAUUGAAGGGCAAGAGCAACAAGUGGCAGAUCAUAAGCAGCAUUUGGGUGGAGAUGUUGUGCUUCGCUGCAUAUAACUGUCACGUUUACUAUCACAAAAAACUGUUGCCACAAGGCGGAGAGCUUAUAACUCAUGUUUGGCUGCUCUUGAAUCACGACACUGAUAGGUACGCCCACACUGAAAAAACCAAAGGAAAGUCGCAAAGUGAGUCAUGA
Messenger RNA from Eucalyptus grandis, 1872 nucleotides. RefSeq lists its product as uncharacterized. Bases 1 to 1872 code for a protein of 623 amino acids. The transcript has a single exon. The record is from RefSeq and is a predicted model, not a curated record. NCBI's taxonomy places the organism in Eukaryota, Viridiplantae, Streptophyta, Magnoliopsida, Myrtales, Myrtaceae.